Messenger RNA from Camellia sinensis, 1684 nucleotides. RefSeq names its product putative beta-1,4-xylosyltransferase IRX10. Lineage: Eukaryota; Viridiplantae; Streptophyta; Magnoliopsida; Ericales; Theaceae. The record is from RefSeq and is a predicted model, not a curated record. Gene Ontology annotation, biological process: glucuronoxylan biosynthetic process; plant-type secondary cell wall biogenesis. Gene Ontology annotation, molecular function: glycosyltransferase activity.
ACUCAAUGAGUCCAAAACCCAAACAUACCCAUUUCUGUUUUACAUGGACUCUUCUUGAACUCAGACUCAGAGAUUGGGGCUUUAGCUUGAGAAAUUCAUUUUAAAAAUAAAAAUAAAAAUAAAAAUGAGGGAUUGUAUUACGUGGGUCUUUGUGGUUGCUCUCUUUCACGGUUGUGUGUGGAGGAUUGCCGGUGUUGAGGGGCUUGGUCACAGUGUACGUACAGAGAGAAUUUCAGGAAGUGCCGGUGAUGUCUUGGAAGAUGAUCCAGUGGGAAGGUUGAAAGUUUUUUUAUAUGAGCUUCCAAGCAAAUACAACAAGAAGAUCUUGCAGAAGGACCCCAGAUGUCUCACCCAUAUGUUUGCUGCCGAGAUCUUCAUGCAUCAUUUCCUUUUGUCCAGCCCAGUUCGAACCCUCAAUCCCGAGGAAGCAGAUUGGUUUUAUACCCCUGUAUACACCACUUGUGAUCUCACCCCCAAGGGUUUGCCACUGCCAUUCAAAUCUCCGCGAAUGAUGAGAAGUGCAAUACAACUCAUCUCCACAAACUGGCCUUACUGGAAUCGAACAGAAGGUGCCGAUCACUUCUUUGUUGUACCCCACGACUUUGGCGCCUGCUUUCAUUAUCAAGAAGAGAAAGCGAUUGAACGGGGAAUUCUUCCAUUACUUCAGCGUGCUACCUUGGUUCAGACUUUCGGACAGCGUAACCAUGUGUGUUUGAAUGAGGGUUCUAUCACAAUUCCUCCCUAUGCGCCUCCACAGAAAAUUCUGGCCCACCUGAUUCCCCCCGACACUCCUCGGUCCAUCUUUGUCUACUUUCGUGGUUUGUUUUAUGAUGUAAAUAAUGAUCCAGAAGGGGGUUAUUAUGCAAGAGGUGCAAGGGCAACAGUUUGGGAGAAUUUUAAGAACAAUCCACUCUUUGACAUUUCCACUGAACACCCAACUACAUACUAUGAAGACAUGCAGCGUGCUGUUUUCUGUUUGUGCCCGCUGGGGUGGGCUCCGUGGAGUCCUAGACUAGUUGAAGGGGUGAUAUUUGGCUGCAUUCCAGUUAUCAUAGCAGAUGACAUUGUUUUACCUUUUGCGGAUGCCAUUCCAUGGGAGGAAAUAGGAGUGUUUGUAGCAGAGAAAGAUGUCCCACAUUUGGAUACAAUCCUUACAUCAAUACCAACAGAAGUAAUUCUAAGGAAACAGAGGUUGCUUGCGAAUCCUUCGAUGAAACAGGCGAUGUUGUUCCCUCAACCUGCCCAACCAGGAGAUGCUUUCCAUCAGAUUCUAAAUGGACUAGCUCGGAAAUUGCCACAUGAUGAGAAUGUUUAUUUGAAGCCCGGUGACAAAAUCUUGAAUUGGACUGUGGGACCAAUGAAGGACCUCAAGCCUUGGUAAGUGAUGCUUGACUAUGCAAUUCUUGGAACAUAAGGCAAAGUGGUAUUAGUAGGAAUGAAACAACACAUGGUGCUCAGAAUUAUGAUUGAAAACUUAGUGGAGGACAUGAUCCAUCGCUUCUCCAUAAAACCCAUCGGAUUUCGAGUGAAUUUCAUUGUUUGAGGGCUUCAAUUUCGCAUUUUGCUAAAGUUUUCAUCAAUUAAUUAUUUGGUGUAUGUGAAUUCUGUAUUAUUUUUGGAAAAUUUUCUUUCAUUAAAACUAAAUUUGAGCAUGACUCAAAUUUGGCUCUUUGGUUCUUAUUAU